GCAGAGACUCAAGGAAGGAGCCGGGCGCUCGAGCUGCGGUGGGCGUUGCGAGGUGAAACAACAGUCGCAGAUGCCGUGACAGUUGGUCUCUCCUGGCCCAGUCCAGCCCACGGAUCCGCGGUGGAGAACACGAGCACCGCUCGGCUCGCUUGCAAGCUCCGGGGUAGGGCGCCCAGGCCUGUCAAGGACCGCCGAGCAAGGGUCGCCGGGACAGCUGGCCCCGCAGAAAUAAUUGGUAACAAGACCUCUGUAGCCAUGGCUAGUUCUGACGUGAAACCAAAAUCCAUAAGUCGUGCCAAAAAAUGGUCAGAAGAGAUAGAAAAUCUGUACAGAUUUCAACAAGCAGGAUAUCGAGAUGAAAUUGAAUAUAAACAAGUGAAACAAGUUUCUGUGGUAGAUCGUUGGCCAGAGACAGGAUAUGUGAAGAAACUUCAGAGAAGGGACAAUACUUUCUAUUACUACAACAAACAGAGGGAAUGUGAUGACAAGGAAGUCCACAAAGUGAAAAUUUAUGCUUACUAGCCUUCCUGAUAUUUCCUGUCAUUAUCUUUUAAAAAUCCAUUGUUUCAUUCUGCAUCAUGUAAGUGACUGUCAUUGUACAAAAUUCCCCAAAAUGCAGACUCUGAUGGUGUGUUUUGAAACACCAAAGCCAUGAAGCUUGGUCUCUACUAAUCAUCCUGUUCUGUUCUAAAAUAUAACUGCAGUAGCAUUCCACUGGUA
Molecule: messenger RNA, 720 nt
Organism: Phacochoerus africanus (Common warthog)
Lineage: Eukaryota; Metazoa; Chordata; Mammalia; Artiodactyla; Suidae
Gene: MEIG1
Product: meiosis/spermiogenesis associated 1
Exons: 3
Coding region: 256-522 (88 amino acids)
Cellular component (GO): nucleus
Source: RefSeq, a predicted model, not a curated record